AUGUUAAGUCCGUUGUCUGUGGCGCUUUUGGCGCUACCGGCGCUUCUGCUGUACCUAUAUUCGGCACUGAGUUAUCGCCGGUUGAAGCAGUACGCCCAUUUCCCUCAGCCGAAGCCUGGAGUGAUAUGGGGCCAUCUCAAGGCAGUAAACGAAUUUCACCUGAAACGCGAUGAGAAGGACGCCCAACUGGAUCCUACGAUGGGAGACAUGCUCGAGGCAAUCGGGAAUCCUCCUAUCAUGCUUCUCGAUCUUCGUCCUGUCAGCCGACCUUUGCUUGUCAUCCGCAGCCAUGAAAUUGCGGAGCAGGUGUCGAGGCAAUCGAAGAUGUGGCCUUUCAGCGCACCGAAAUCCGACACUAUGAUGUAUCUGACGCCGAUACUGGGUGAGAGGUCUAUUGUAAUGUCCCAAGGCUCGGGAUGGAAAGACAUGAGGAAACACUUCAACCCCGGCUUCGCUCCCCAACAUCUCAUGAGUUUGAUGCCAGUGAUCUUGGAAAAGACAAAGACAUUCCUUGCCAAACUCGACGAACUCGUUGGCACAGGUGAUGACUUUGAACUGGAGCCACUAUGCACUAAUCUGACUUUCGACAUAAUUGGCGCCGUGACGAUGGACGUUGAUCUUGGCGCCCAGCUUCCCGAGGAUCAACAGGGAGACUUCAUCAGGGGUUACAAGGAGUUCUUAAUCUCUUACAAGGAGGGCAAUGGUAUAUUUAAGUGGUUGGAAAACCCACAACUAGGCAGGAAACGAAGGAGACUUGCCAAGUCUUUAAAUAUGUUCCUAGAGGAUCUCAUUCGUCGCAAGUUUGAUGACGUUCAGCAGGACAAGGGGCUGUCGAGCCGAAGCAUUUUAACCCUCAGUCUAAAGGACACUCCUGUCCUGACGCAGGACAUCAUCGAUGGUACAAAGGAUCAACUCAAGACGUUCAUGUUCGCAGGGCACGACACCACCAGCAUCCUUUUGCAAUGGUCCUUUUACGAGCUAUCGCGGACUCCUCGAGCAAUGAAGAGCCUUCGAAACGAAUUGGAGAGCCUAUUCGGCCCGGACCUGAGCCCCGAAGUCGUCCGGGAAGGUCUGCUUACCAGAGGGGAGGAAAUCACCCAGAAGAUGACCUAUACCUCGGCAGUCAUCAAGGAGAUUCUACGGUUGUACCCCCCAGCCGGGACAGCACGCCUUUGCCCCCCGGGCGCAAACUUCCACCUGCAGCUACCCGACAAUAGCAGCGUCUGCGUCGACGGCUUGGUUCUGUACAACUGCGCAACUCUCAUCCAGCGAGAUCCAGACGUCUACGGAAGUACCAAAGAUGAUUUUGUGCCUGAACGAUGGCUUGGCAAUACGGACACGUCGAUGGCCACGAACGAUGACGAAAAGAUGGGCAUCGGCAAGGCUGGUGAGAACGAGAUACCUGCCGCGGCGUGGAGACCUUUUGAGAGAGGGCCUAGGAACUGCAUCGGACAGGAGCUUGCCAAUAUCGAGGCCAGAGUGAUUCUAGCUAGUGUUGUGGGCAAGUACGUGUUUGAAAAGGUCGGCUUGGGGGAGGCUACGCUGGAUGAGAAGAACCGCCCCACCAUCAACGAAAAGGGGCAAUACAAGUCCAACACACAGCUCUAUAAUACGAGACAAAUCACUGCCCGUCCGGUUGACAACAUGAGGGUUCGGGUAAGGCAUCUGGCCUCACAAAGAGUUUGA
Molecule: messenger RNA, 1686 nt
Organism: Colletotrichum orchidophilum
Lineage: Eukaryota; Fungi; Ascomycota; Sordariomycetes; Glomerellales; Glomerellaceae
Product: cytochrome P450 52A11
Exons: 5
Coding region: 1-1686 (561 amino acids)
Molecular function (GO): monooxygenase activity; heme binding; oxidoreductase activity, acting on paired donors, with incorporation or reduction of molecular oxygen
Source: RefSeq, a predicted model, not a curated record